Effrenium voratum is the source of this 858-nucleotide messenger RNA. NCBI's taxonomy places the organism in Eukaryota, Dinophyceae, Suessiales, Symbiodiniaceae. The record is from the annotation of a GenBank genome assembly.
AUGGCCACGGCGGCCGCGCGCCUCCGACACCGCAUGCUGGGCUUCUUCGAGGGAGGGGAGGCGGACCACGUGGCAGACCCACUGCUGGAUGUGGUGCACCAGUACCCUGAGGAGGCCGCGUGGUUCAUCAAGGUGGUCAUGUUCUUUGGGAGCAUCUCCGGGGUGAUCAUUUCCAUCCCCUGCGGGGUCUUCCUCACCAUGUACUGGGCGGACUGCGGGCUGUGCAACCGGCCGCUGCGGUACUGGAUCCUGGUGCACUGCGCUCUGCAAAUGCUCCAGGCGCCGGUCAGGCUGGUCUUUUUCCUGCGGCUCUGCCAUGUGCAGCGCAUCAAUGGAAACAUCCAGGAGUGUGUGAGGCAGCUGACGCACAGCGCGGCGUGGAAGACCAGCAAGGUGGUAUCCAUCAUCACCUACGGGUGGUUCAUUUUGGGUGUGGUUUGGCUCCUGAACUCGACCUACUGCAAGCCUUGCCCGGGUCUCUACCGGCUAUCCCUGGCGGUUAUUUUUGCAGCGGUGGCCAGGUUGCUGAUGACCCUCAUCGUCUUCUACCACUCCUUCCCCCCGCGUUUCCAGGGCCAAUCCGCGCCCAAGCCCCGGGGCGCCAACCAGGAGCUCAUCGACUCAAUGCCACUCAUUGUCUUCGUCCCGGAGACCAAGGGCCAGGAGUCCGGCUGCGCGGUGUGCCUCAGCGACUUUGAGCGGGACUGCGUGCUGCGGCGCCUGCCCUGCAGCCACAGCUUUCACCGGGGCUGCAUCGACAAGUGGCUGAAGCGGAACAAGGUCUGUCCCCUGUGCCUGCAGGACCUGUUAGAUGUUGUUUUUUGUUUUUCGUUUGUUUUGGUUUGGGAGGUGGUGUGA